Telopea speciosissima is the source of this 1316-nucleotide messenger RNA. RefSeq lists its product as uncharacterized. Lineage: Eukaryota; Viridiplantae; Streptophyta; Magnoliopsida; Proteales; Proteaceae. The record is from RefSeq and is a predicted model, not a curated record. The coding region runs from base 69 to 932 and encodes 287 amino acids. The transcript is spliced from 5 exons.
UCUUUCUCUCUUCCUCCCUCUCCCUCUCUCUCUCUCUCUCUCGGACUCUUUAGAUUGUAGUCUCAGUGAUGAACGACCUCACUGAGGCUCUCAGAGAACGGCAUUGUUAUAGCUGCAAGCCUAUUCCAGCUUCUGUUUUUUGCGUUCUCGUCCCUCUAUUCUUUCUAGGUCUUACUGUCUCAAUCUUCAUCUUAGUUGUCGUUCACAACGGAUUCUUCUUCGCAUUUCUCCUCGUGCUUUCAUCUCUGGUUCUUGCUUUCCUGGCUUGGAACACGCUCAACUGGAGGAAGAACAGCGCCAUACUUCUCUUCCUCGACUCUUUCCCCGAUUCGGACCUUCGUACUGCUAGGCACGGCCAGCUCGUUAAGCUCACUGGGUUUGCUUCGUGUGGAAGUAUCCCUCUGGAAUCAUCAUAUGAAAAGGUUCCUAGAUGUAUUUAUACAUCCACCCUUUUGUAUGAAUAUAGAGGAUUCCAUUUGAAGGCAGCUAGUGCAAACCACAAAUGCUUGCAGUGGACUUUAGCUUAUUCAGAGAGGUUCUCAACCGAUUUUUACAUCACUGAUAUAAAGUCUGGAAUGAGUGCACUGGUAAAAGCUGGUUAUGGUUCUAAGGUCACUCCCUUGAUUGUUGAGAACACACUCGUUAAUACUACAGAUGGGCACAAUAUUUUGUCCUCCUACCUCAAAAAAUGGUUAGCAGAGAGGAAUCUCUCAACUGAAGCUCGUCUGCUACAUCUAAAGGAAGGGUACAUAAAGGAAGGAAGCUAUGUGACUGUCAUGGGAGUGUUGCAUAGAGACAACAAUAUUGUCAUGAUUCUUCAGCCACAUCAAAUUAUAUCUACAGGCUGUCAUUGGAGAAAGCUUCUCCUCCCAGUCGACUUUGAUGGGUUGAUCCUGAGAGUUCUUCGAACAACUAGCUGUUUGACUAACUGAUAUUCUGUUGAAGCCCCUCAAAGACAAUUGCCUCUUCCUAGAAGGGAAUGUCAUCGUAAAAGAAGACAAUUGAACCUGCUAUACAUGCUAAAGGAGAGGAAAGUAACAAGAAGAGUUGAAGGUGAAGAAAAACAAUUGUAGAUGAUCAUAGGCUAGUAGUGUGUGCUAGGAAACCUUAGCUCUGGAAUGGUUGAAGAAUGGACAGUCUGCCUAUUCUUUGAUAUCCUCAACCAUUCCAAUAAUUUGUUCUCAAGACCCGUAACAUAGUAGCAUCUCAGCCAUACAAGGACUUUGUGAAGCAGUAGCUCGACUGGUUGGAGAGAAUUGAUUGUGUGUAGCUUCCGGCCUAGAAGACUAACAAAGGUAAUAGUUGGACAUUGAUCC